Molecule: messenger RNA, 6082 nt
Organism: Eleginops maclovinus (Patagonian blennie)
Lineage: Eukaryota; Metazoa; Chordata; Actinopteri; Perciformes; Eleginopidae
Product: potassium voltage-gated channel subfamily KQT member 4
Exons: 14
Coding region: 749-2791 (680 amino acids)
Biological process (GO): potassium ion transmembrane transport
Cellular component (GO): voltage-gated potassium channel complex; membrane
Molecular function (GO): voltage-gated potassium channel activity
Source: RefSeq, a predicted model, not a curated record
CCAGAUGCAAACACCGACAGCCGUUUAUUUGGCCUUUUAUCAAGAGUUUUAGAGUUGGUCGUCUGCGUUUGUUGUCAUCAUCCUGAUGAUCUUCACUUCUGCGCGCGCCACCCCGCCCUCAGGAGCGCUGGACCAGAGAGAGACGCACGAGGAGGGGAGAACAGGCUGCUGUGGCGAGCCUCACAUUGACAAUUCAAACUGCUUAGACGAACUUAAAGACAGACUGUAGUUGGAAAUAGUUGGUCCGGAGAAUCAUCUACAUGCGCAUUAUUUCGCUUGCUUCCUCUGUAGCCUUGUUUUCUGAUUUAUUACUUCACGUUUAAGAAGCAUUUAUGGUAAUAUGCUUCACUUGAUUGAGGUCAGUCUGGGCUUUUUCUGCAAAGUGCUGGCAGGUCUUUGACAGUGUUGUUGGAGUUAGUGCAUGUGUGAUUACUUCGCUGAUUACCUCUCACAUCUGACUCUUAACAAUGAUCGCUGAAGGUCACGUUUCAGUGCGACGCACAAAUAUUGUGCAUCUGUUCUUUUGCGACCGUGACUUGAUUUACAGAUAACUUUUAAUAUCGGAAGUUACUAAACAGCUAGUCUGACAAACAGCAGGGAUGAUAUUUACGCAUGUGUUUUGACCGGUAGACUAGUUUUAGUCCACUUUAUACCCACUAUGACUUGGUCAAAACUUUACUUUGCGCUCCUGAAGACGAUCUAGUAGAAAGUGUCAAAUCAUAUGUAGUUGAAUCGUGCCAGAUUGCAAAUGUUAGGAAGUCCGUCCAACAACGGCGGCAUCAGAAUGCUGGUGCCCCCGGAUCCGAACGACGACAGGCGGGUAGAGUUUGUGGCUCUCACCGCUGUCCACACGGAGAGAAGCGAGCCCUCCAGCCCGGAACGCGGACACCCGUCUCACCGCACCGGUCUGCUGGGGACCCCACUGCCCGGGCCACCCGGACCCCGGGGCAACUCGUCCUCUCCAAACAAGCGCUUCAGGAAGUUGCAAAACUGCCUGUACAACGUGCUGGAAAGACCAAGAGGAUGGGCGUUCAUCUACCAUGCCUUUAUUUUCCUGCUGGUGUUCAGCUGUUUGGUGCUGUCGGUGUUCUCCACCAUUCCCGAACACCAGAAGUUUGCCAACAAAGGCCUGUUCAUCCUGGAGUUUGUGAUGAUCGUGGUGUUUGGGUUGGAGUACUUCAUCAGGAUCUGGGCGGCUGGCUGUUGCUGCAGAUACCGUGGAUGGCAGGGACGGCUGAGAUUUGCCAGGAAGCCCUUCUGUGUCAUAGAUUUCAUAGUAUUUGUGGCAUCGUUGGCGGUGAUAGCAGCGGGGACGCAGGGCAACAUCUUUGCUACGUCAGCCCUGCGCAGCAUGCGCUUCCUGCAGAUUUUGCGUAUGGUCCGUAUGGACCGCAGGGGAGGCACCUGGAAACUACUGGGCUCAGUGGUUUACGCUCACAGCAAGGAGUUGAUUACAGCUUGGUACAUAGGUUUCCUGGUCCUGAUCUUUGCUUCCUUCCUCGUCUACCUGGCAGAGAAAGACAUCAACUCAGACUUCAACACCUACGCAGACUCCCUCUGGUGGGGCACUAUUACUCUAACCACUAUCGGCUACGGUGACAAGACCCCUCGUACCUGGCAGGGUCGGCUCCUGGCUGCUGGCUUCGCUCUUCUGGGAGUCUCCUUCUUUGCCCUGCCUGCUGGCAUUCUGGGGUCCGGCUUUGCCUUGAAGGUUCAGGAGCAGCACCGGCAGAAGCACUUUGAGAAGAGGAGGAUGCCUGCUGCUAACCUGAUACAGGCCGCGUGGCGUCUCUACUCUACAGAUGCCAAACACUCCUAUCUGACAGCCACAUGGUACUUCUAUGACAGCAUGUUGCCUUCAUUCAGAGAACUGACGCUACUGUUCAGUCACCUCCAUCGGCCGCGUAAGACCAAGAAGGUUCUCCAGAACUCCUACCACACGCUGCUGUCUGGGCUGCGGCCCUACAGCCCCCCCUACCUGUCAGGGGACAGCAGUAAAAUGGGAUUUCGGGAUCGGAUCAGGAUGAACAAUUCCCGAUCAUCCCAAUCCAUUAAGAACAAGGCGUCACCGAUGCCCCCGGGCUCCGGUGUCCGCCAUUCACCCAGCCAGGAGAACGUUGCCGAGGCGACGAGCCCUGGGAAGGUCCAGAAGAGCUGGAGCUUUAAUGAUCGCACACGCUUUCGCACCUCUCUUCGCCUCAAACCCCGUCCUCCUGUUGAUGUAGAAGGGGUCGGGGAGGACAGUGUGGAAGACAAACCAUAUUGUGAUGUUGCCAUGGAGGAUGUAAUCCCAGCAGUGAAGACACUAAUACGGGCUGUCAGGAUAUUGAAAUUUCUUGUGGCCAAGAGGAAGUUUAAGGAGACGCUGCGUCCGUACGAUGUGAAGGACGUCAUUGAGCAGUACUCUGCAGGGCACCUGGAUAUGCUGGGCCGUAUCAAGAGCCUGCAGAUGAGGGUGGACCAGAUAAUUGGGCGAGGAGCCGUCCAGCCCGAUAAGAAAGCACGCUCUGAAAAGGGAGAGAAAACACCGCCAGAACUGGACCCACUGGAUGAGCUGAGCAUGAUGGGACGUGUUGUCAAAGUGGAGAAACAGGUACAAUCUAUAGAGAACAAGCUGGACCUCCUGCUCAGCUUCUACUCGCAGUGCCUAAAGAAAGGCUCGUCCCACUUCACCCUGUCCACCCUCCUGGACCCCGACCUGACAUCUGACUACCAGAGCCCCACGGACCAAAAAGACCUCUUCCCCUCUGCCAACACGCUCAACAUCUCCGAGAGUGGCAACCUGGAAUGACAGUGAGCCGAGCAGUCUCCGGGCUGUCCCAACACAGACUCAAAAAACCCUUUACACAACGUCUUCCUUCGGCUGGGUCCUAAAUGUCUUCCAUCAUUUCAUAUCUGUCUGGGAUGAUUUUUACCCUUUCAUCUCAAACCUCCCCCCUCACCUCUUUUUCCUGAAGUGAAUGUGUUUUCCAGAGCGGAUACAGACGGAGGCCAGCAGAUGGCUCCACCUGAACAGGACACCCACUACAUGAGGAUGCCGAUGAAGAGAAGGCACAUUAACAAAUAUGACUUGAAUAAUGAACCACUUUCACUCACUUCAUGCUAUAUAUCCAUGCCUCCUUUAAAGCUGUUAACUGUAGAUAGUCAGAAUUUGAAUUUUUGUAUAUUUGGAGAAAUCUUGUCCCCUCUCAUCGCACAUUUUUGUUUCCUUGGCUGCUUGAAUCAACUGACUGAGAGUUUGCUGACUAAGUUGACGUAACCAGUGCCAUGCUUGUCAUUUGUUCUGUACCAUAGCAUGGCUGUGAUGAAUGUAAUGAGUCCCGACUACACAUAUCCCAGCACCAGACAAACAGUACAGGAGCCAUUGACACUAAAAUAAUUUGACCUUUGGACCUUGCUCAACAGCCCCCCUGCCAAAGCACCGAACCUCCGCGGUACACCUUCCUAACCCUCAACGAGAUUUAAAUGUGUAAAUCCUGCUUUAAAUACCCAUAAUGUUAUGUGAAAACAGAGCUGGAGGAAUGAGUCGGAGUGAGUGAUGUGUACUUUACAUUGUUGUUUGUUUUCAUCUUCAUUCCCUCUCGCAGAUGUUACGUCUCUAUCAAGCCCAAUUGCAAAAAAAAAUUCCUGAGACAUUAUUCCCUGUUUGGCUGGCAUUCAAGUGAGGAAUGUUCCUACCUAGUUAAGAUUGUGUAGAGCCAACAUGUCCUUUAACUGGUCUGAAAUCCCCCCCUUUCAAUGUAUCAAAGGCGACUGUCCCCUCGUCUUUUUAUCAUGUCCUUUAAACGUCUCUGUCUUGCAGCCCACCCCCAGACAUGCAUGUUACUGUAGAUAAAACCUCCCUGACCCUCGGUCUGAAUUUAGACAUUUAUAAAAAAUGUCGGCACUGCUCCUCAUCAAUCACAUAUAGCCUCAGGUCAGGUUUAGUAUUUCAGCUGAUUCUCUUAUAUUACAGGAGGGUAAGUCUCACUCCUACAGCCAUCAGACGGCAUCUGAUCUCUGCAGUCAGCAGCUGUGGGGAUGAUGUAAACUACUUUCUGGCCAGUUUUAAACAAAGAACCACCUGUAAGGCAUCCGGAGUCUAACGCAUGAAUUCCAGGCCAUUAUCCUCAUGAAUGCACGUGUCUUAGGAAAUGGUUCCAGCCUUACAGCUUCAAUACAGACAGACAGGGUGCAGGUUAGACACACAUAGGUGUUACUGGCUGUUUACUCCCUUCUGUCUUUUCUGUUUUCUUUCUUGGAGAUGUUUGAUGCACAGUUAACGCUCUGUGCUUGUGGGCAAAACUGGAGUGCACAAAUGCACAAACAUACACACACACACACACACACACACACACACACACACACACACACACACACACACACACACACACACACACACACACACACACACACACACACACACACACACACACACACACACUCACACACACACACACGCAAAGAAAGCUAUUCCUUUACUUAAAUACUUUGGCACUUGAUGAAUACAACACCUUUUUGUCUUUUUAUCUUUGUGUUUGAUUUCUUUACUGUAAUUAUGUUCAUGCACUCGAUUUUGUGUAACCCAUAUGGCAAAAUGUUAUGUUUUUUUAAAAAUGAUUUUGGUUGUUAAAGUGAAUGUAGGAUUUAAAUUAAUAUAUUUAAUUGAGUUAGAUAUGAUCUUCAAAUAAAUGUAGAUUUUUUUUCUGUCAAGUUGAAUCAUGGAUGACACAACUGUAACUAAAGACAACGGUUCAGGUUCACACUCACCAAUUGCAGAGCUCAUAAUGUAUAUUUUUUAAAACGUCAUCAGAUAAUUGCUGCCAGCCUCGACUAAGAAAACAUUUACCAUAUUGUAUUUGGCCAGUGGACACAGUUCUUCUGUCCCUUCAUUUAUUUGUUCCAGUCAAACCAGUUGACUCAGGUGCUCCACUUUUCCAUCCAAGUCAAGCUCAGACUUCAAACAGUGAAUGUAUUUCAUUGGUCUAAUGGCACUUCAGAGCUUGCAGUGUGCAUCAUACACAUAUUUUGCAUUCAUUUUGUAGAAAAAUACGAGGUCUCUUAGUACUUUGGCCUAAACUAUAGUAAGGAAUUAUUAGGGGCAUUAAAAGUGCUUUCACUUCAUUGUCACCUGGAGUGUUGAGCUUCAUGAAAAUGUGAGAUCACUGUAUUGCAUGUUGUUGUUUCGUGGUGGCCCCAGUAUUAGAAAAAAAGGAAACGAUAAGGAUGUCUCCCGUUAAGUCAUGAGUCAAGACAUAAAAAGGAAAUGUGACCUGUGCCUUCUAUGUCCUUGUUCUGUAACUGAUGGAGCGGCUUUCUGUUUCAAAUUUAAACAUUAAUGCUGCUUAACAAAGUAUUUUAGAUAAUAGAUUUAAAGAAACACUAUCAAAAUUGUUCUUAAUAUGUACUUUUUAGGGUAUUAGUCUUUUAUGACUGCUGCAACCUUUGAUAUUUUCUGAGAAUAUUACUGUGCGUUUAGCAUAUCAGUGUAACUCCAGCAGAACUUCGGAGCAUAGACACCCUUACUGUACGUUAUCAGCAGUCAGACCUGCAGAAAUGGACAUUUGUAUGGUCACAGGAAACUCAGCAGGCAUGAUCCGAUCAUAAGCAUGUCACAUAGAGAAGUAUGGCUUCCACACAACUACCUCUGAAGCCACUAGGGGGCGCUAGUCUAGGAAACCAAGUAUGAGAGAAAGUCGAGAUUGUCUAGCUGACUGAAUGCUAUGCAUGACCCAAUCUGCACGUUCUCUUCUUCACUCUGUUCUCCUUCUUCAUGACGCGCGACCAUCCAUCUUUCACUGACUUGCUGCCAUUUGACAUUCCAGCUCGCUGCCCUUUAACUGCUCUCUUAGGAAUUGGAAGUGUUGUUCAAAUGAAACCGAUCAAAGCAAUAAGCAAAAAUGCUAAAGCCAACAAAGUCUUCCGAUUCAAAUUGAUGUAGCUACUGGUUGAUGAAAUAUGGCGCUUUUCUUAUUUUUUAAUCUAGUGCACACCUCUAUUUGAUCUUUUAAAGAGAUACAAAAAGUGUAUCUGCUGAGGAUAGAAUUAGCUCACUUGACUAACUUAUUAAUUUAUUUGUUUCAAUAAAGCUCUUUGGACUGUA